AUGAUAACGUACUUGAUAUUUCUGUCUUUAUCCAACUCGUCACCCGACUCGUCAUCCAUCUCAUCAUCCAAAUCGCCAUCCAACUCUUCACCCAACUCGUCAUCCAACUUGUCAUCGACUUCCUCACCCAACUUGUCAUCCUCUUCCUCGCCCAACUCGUCACCAAACUCGUCACCCAACUCGUCACCCAACUCGUCAUCCAGCUCGUCAUCCAACUCGUCAUCCAACUCAUCAUCCAACUCAUCAUCCAACUCAUCAUCCAACUCAUCAUCCAACUCUCCACCCAACUCGUCACCCAAUUCAUCAUCCAACUCGUCAACCAACUCGUCAUUCAAGUCAUCAUCCAAGUCAUCAUCCAACUUGUCACCCUACACGUCACCCAACUCGUCAUUGAAAUCGUCAUCCAAUUCAUUAUCCAACUCGACACCUAAAUCUUCACUUCGCCAACCAAAUUCGUCACCCAACUCAUUAUGCAAGUCGUCACCCAACUCGUCAUCCAACUCGACACCCAAUUGGUUAUCCAACUCGUCACCCAAAUCGUUAUCCAUCUCGCCAGCCAACUCGUCAUCCAACUAG
This is a messenger RNA of Lytechinus pictus (painted urchin), 576 nucleotides long. RefSeq lists its product as uncharacterized. The coding region runs from base 1 to 576 and encodes 191 amino acids. The transcript is spliced from 3 exons. Lineage: Eukaryota; Metazoa; Echinodermata; Echinoidea; Temnopleuroida; Toxopneustidae. The record is from RefSeq and is a predicted model, not a curated record.